AUGGAUUCUUCCGAGAAACAGCUAUGUGCUGAAACUGAGCGAAUCAAGAAGACUGCUUUCCUAUCUGUUGCCGUUUCUACAUUCGUCGUAUUUUGUUCAGUCAUAAUGCUUCCUUUGAUCUAUAACUACGUUCAAACAUUACAAACGCAUAUGUUAGAUGAGAUGGACUUCUGUAGAACUAAAUCUAGAGACCUCUGGGUAGAAGUGGUUUCAGUGGAUAGUGUUAUCAGUCGUGGAAAGCGUACGAUAAGAUCAGCGGAUCGUGCCAAACGGGAGUGGAGCUUUGGUCAAUAUUUUGACAGAGCCCAAAGAGCAUCUGGAUCUGGUUCUGGCACUAGCGGUGGAUACGGUACCUACCCACCUGCGCCUACUGUCGCACCCAGUUACGGCGACUACAAGGUCGCUGCCGUCGAAGAAUUCCAACCGGCCUCAUGUUGUACUUGUCAACAAGGUCCAGUUGGUCCAGCUGGUCCACCUGGAGACGAUGGAUUGGAUGGUGUUGACGGAAAGCCUGGAGUUGAUGGACCAACCGGAAGAGAUGGUGUACUUCUCCCACCACUUGGACAAGCUCCAGAACCAUGCGUGAUUUGCCCACCAGGACCAACCGGACCACCCGGAUUCCCAGGACAAAAAGGACCAAACGGGCCGAGAGGUAGUCCAGGUCUUCAAGGACAAGAUGGAAAAAAAGGAGAACAAGGAAUGUCGGGUCCACAAGGUCCAACUGGAAGAUCAGGUAGACCAGGACCCAAGGGACCAAAAGGAGAGGAUGGAAGAGUUAUUAUGGUGGCCGGUCCCGCAGGACCAGCGGGUCCACCAGGUCCAACUGGAAUUCCUGGCAAACGAGGAGCAAGAGGAAUGGAUGGAUUACCGGGACCACAAGGAGCACCAGGUCAACAAGGAGAUGCCGGACUUCCAGGUCCUGAUGGAAAAGAGGGAACGAAAGGAGAAAGAGGGCCACCAGGACCACAAGGACUCAAAGGAUCGUGCGAACAUUGUCCACUUCCAAGACUUCCACCAGGAUAUUAA
Molecule: messenger RNA, 1026 nt
Organism: Caenorhabditis briggsae
Lineage: Eukaryota; Metazoa; Nematoda; Chromadorea; Rhabditida; Rhabditidae
Gene: Cbr-col-172
Product: Protein CBR-COL-172
Exons: 6
Coding region: 1-1026 (341 amino acids)
Molecular function (GO): structural constituent of cuticle
Source: RefSeq, a predicted model, not a curated record